CACACACGUCUGAUCAUGUUGGGCAAAAUAAUCGGACAGAAAUACGUGUCUAUCGCGAAAUCAUGGGUUCCCACGCUCGCGGUCUGGGGUGGAGUUGGAGGUGUUGCUCUCGUUCACUUCACAGACUGGAGGCUCAUCUUGGACUACGUUCCCUACAUCAGUGGAAAGUUCAAGAAGGAUGAUUAGAUGAAGGCUUGCUUUAGAUGGAUUGAAGAUGGAGACGUUUGUCAGUGUUGGAGAUGAAGACGUCGAUCCACUGUGUGAAUUGGACUAAUGAAUCGCCCUCCUUUUGUUCAUCACUACUAAUGAACAAUGUGAUAUUUAUUUUUUGGAGUGUUCAGUCCAUUUUUCCCUCAUGAAAAGCCUCACGAUUAGAAUCUAAUGAUUAUAAAGAUGUAUAUGUAAUGUUUCUAUAAAGACCUUCAUCAUUUCUUUCCACUGAAUCCUCAUGGAAUAAAUCCACUGUAAUUCUGUUAUCGAGAACGUCAUCGUGGACCUGAACUCGACUUUUUAAUUCUGUUGUGAUCUCAGUGCCAUCCGCUCAACCGCGGGUUACUGGCAAUGCUUGUUAAUAAAUCAGAGAAGAUGAA
Molecule: messenger RNA, 590 nt
Organism: Onychostoma macrolepis
Lineage: Eukaryota; Metazoa; Chordata; Actinopteri; Cypriniformes; Cyprinidae
Gene: uqcr11
Product: cytochrome b-c1 complex subunit 10
Exons: 3
Coding region: 16-186 (56 amino acids)
Biological process (GO): mitochondrial electron transport, ubiquinol to cytochrome c
Cellular component (GO): mitochondrial inner membrane
Source: RefSeq, a predicted model, not a curated record